UAAUACAGAAUCAGUAAAACAGAGCGUGAGAACGCCGGUGUAUAGUGCUGAGCUGAGAACAGUGCCGGGCAGUGUUUAAUUGAGAACGGGGUUAGUGUUGAGGGACUGGGUAGUGUUGCGAACGGGUAAUUAACAACAGGUUAACGAAGACAAUAUAGUAGAUGAUAGACAUGGCGUCAAAUGAUGCAGAUGGAGUAACAAGAGUGUUAGUUACUGGUGCCUCAGGUUAUCUUGGUGCCCACGUGGUGAAACAGUUACAGGAAGCAGGUCACAGGGUCAGAGGAACAGUGCGAAGCACAAAGAACGAACAGAAGAUAAAACCACUUAAAGAGCUUUGUCCGAACGCUGCAUAUGAGUUAGAACUUGUGGAAGCUGAUCUCCAAAAGGAAGAUGGAUGGGAAAGUGCUGUUGCUGAUUGUAGCCAUGUGAUGCAUGUUGCGAGUCCAUUUCCAGCAAGCAAUCCUGCCAACGAAGAUGAAGUCAUUAGACCAGCAGUCGAUGGCACGAUGGUAGUUUUGAAGGCUGCGGUUGCAGCUAAGGUCAAACGAGUUGUUCUUACAAGUUCUUUGGUAGCUAUCACUUCUUUCUCAAAAUCAAGAUCAGUUUCUGAGGAAGACUGGAACACCGGAACUAAAGAGUCAGCUUAUAAUAAGAGUAAGACGAUGGCCGAGAAGGCAGCUUGGGAUUACAUCAAUGGUUUACCAGAUGAUUCUAAGAUUGAGCUUGCUGUGAUCAAUCCAUCACUUAUUAUUGGUCCGUACCUGACGAAUACCAAAGGAACUAGUGCCUCCAUGGUAAGCCAAAUGUUAAACCGUGAGAUGUCUCUACUUCCUGCAAUUAACUUUCCUUGUGUUGAUGUUCGCAAUGUUGCUGCUGCCCAUGUCCGUGCGAUGACCUAUGACACUGUAGUUGGUAAACGACACAUAAUGGCCACUAAAAACAUGUCGAUGCAAGAUGUCUCUAUCGUUCUAGCUGCAGAGUUCAAGCCUCAAGGCUAUAAUCCUCCAACAAAAGCGGCACCAAACUUUUUUAUGAGGAUCGUUGCUUUGUUCAACUCUGAAGUGAAAGGUUUACUUGGCUCGCUUGGUGUAGUCAUCACUGCUGAUAAUACCAGGAUGAAGGAUGUUCUUAAGAUAGAUCCUAUUCCAGUUGAGGAAAGUCUAAUUGAAAUGGGCUACAGUGUGAUUGAGAAAGGCUGGGUGAAGAAGACGUCAAAUUAUAAAGGCAGACCACAGGAGGCGGCAGAGGCUGCUGGUGAAGCCUCAAGCCAAGAAUAAUAACCAAGUGAAAGUGAGGCUGCAGUGGAGUCUAAGUAACCAGAAAAAAGAGUAGCUGCAACGGAGACUAAGUCAGCAGAAUGUGGCAAGAGUGCUACUAAAAAUGUAAACAUUAAAUUCUGUGUCAAUAAAAGGGUCAUCAGUAAUAUUCCAGGGUAGACAGAGGAAAAUAUGAAUUUCAUUCUAUUGUAUCAAAGUCAAAUUUGUUAACACAUUUUGUUUAUAGUCAUAUAAAACUAAUUUUCAAAUGGUAUUUAAAUUAUCAAAUAAAAAAAUAAUGUAAUUGUAUUCUUUGUAGUUUUAAUGGUUGAAUGACAUUUCUACAUUAUAUAUGGCAGUACUUUUACUGUGAUAGAUAGUAUUAUAUUAAUAAGAGGUAGAUUAUUAUUUUUUGCAGAGGUGUAGUCAUUUUGUGAAUACUUAAAUAUAAAAUAGUAAUUAAUUUUUUAGUUUCACAAUUUUAUUAUACUGUACUAUGAAAAUGGUAUCAUGUUUUUAGAUUCAAGAUUGAUUCUAUUUUCUAUUUAUAACAUUACUGUAUAUUUAAAUUAAGACAGUGUACACAAAUACAUUCUUUUUUACAAAAGUAAUUUGAACUUUACCUAAAAGAUUUUUUAAACUAAUGUACAAAAUUGAGUGUAAACAUAUUAUGCAACACAUUGUAUUGAUAAUAUACUGUAAUUGGAAUAUAUUGUAAUUAAUUGAAAGAAUAUAAUUCUCUUUUUGUCUUCAUUGUAUUUUGAGUGCAACAAAUUCUAGUUAUAAUUUUACUGUUAUUUACUAUGUAAUUGAUGUAUUGAUGAAUAAAAUAUUUGUUGUUAUACCACAAAAGAGAGAAAAAAAGUUUAAUGAUAUUUAAAAUAGGGCGCCCUCAAUGUCUUAUCCAUGUUUAUAUAAUAAUAAUUUAACCUUGAUAUAGCGCAUUCUGCUAAAGCUUUAAUGCACUUAACAAUUAAAAAAAUCUAGGAAUUUAAGAAAAUAUUGUUUAAAGAGAUGAAUUUAUACAACCACAUAAAUCUAAUAAGCUUGAAAAAAAAAAUUGGAUUGCUAACCUUGAAUACCGUAUUUCAAUAAACUAUUAGUUUUCAACAAAAAAUUGUGAGAAAGAAAUUUUUCAAUGAACAGUCGG
Anneissia japonica is the source of this 2406-nucleotide messenger RNA. RefSeq lists its product as uncharacterized. The transcript has 8 exons. Gene Ontology annotation, molecular function: oxidoreductase activity, acting on the CH-OH group of donors, NAD or NADP as acceptor. Bases 162 to 1277 code for a protein of 371 amino acids. Lineage: Eukaryota; Metazoa; Echinodermata; Crinoidea; Comatulida; Comatulidae. The record is from RefSeq and is a predicted model, not a curated record.